Micromonas pusilla CCMP1545 is the source of this 1085-nucleotide messenger RNA. RefSeq lists its product as uncharacterized. Gene Ontology annotation, molecular function: ATP binding; ATP hydrolysis activity; ATP-dependent peptidase activity. Gene Ontology annotation, cellular component: chloroplast thylakoid. The transcript is spliced from 2 exons. The annotation marks the transcript as partial. Gene Ontology annotation, biological process: proteolysis. NCBI's taxonomy places the organism in Eukaryota, Viridiplantae, Chlorophyta, Mamiellophyceae, Mamiellales, Mamiellaceae. The record is from RefSeq and is a predicted model, not a curated record.
GCCGCGUGAACACGCCGCGCGCGGUCCUCUACUCGCACUUCGUGAAAGACUUGAGCGCGAAGAAAGUUACCGCCGUGCGUUUUGAAGAGGGCACGGGGAGGAUCUUGUACGAGCUGAAGCACGGCGCGACGUCGUCCGCGCCCGCGAAGGCGCCCGCCGGUUCGUCUACCACCGCCGGUUCGUCUUCCGCCGCGAGCAAGGCGAAGGCGGCGGCGCUGUCGAAGCUCCCGAAGAUGGCAUCUAAGCGCGUUUCGGCGACGAAGACGUCGGACGCCGCGACGCCCUCAAACUCGGCGACGGAGGCGGCGAAACCGCCGCGCGGCGUGAUCCUGCAAACGAAACGCAUCCCCGAUGAGCGUUUAAUGACCCGCCUCGAAGCCUCCGGCGUCGAGUUCGGAAGCAUCGCGGCGCCGCCGUCGUCGUACAUAAGCAAAGGCGCGCUCACCGCGAUGGCGCUGUGGAUCCCGCUUAUCCCGCUGUACUUCAUGUUCCGAAACGCGACGAACAAGCAAGGCGGCGGCGGCACCGGGAAGAAGGCGAGGCCCGUCACGUUCGCGGACGUCGCCGGCGUGGACGCCGCGAAGACGGAGCUCAUCGAGCUCGUGCAGAUGCUUCGAUCCGCGGAGAAGUACAAGGGCGUGAAGAACCGCCUGCCGACCGGGUGUCUGCUCGUCGGUCCGCCGGGCACGGGGAAGACGCUGCUCGCGAAGGCGGUCGCGGGCGAGGCCGGCGUGCCCUUUUUCAGCGUCGCCGCGUCCGAGUUCGUGGAGCUGUUCGUCGGAAGAGGCGCCGCGCGGGUGAGAGAGUUAUUCGCGGAGGCGCGCAAGGCGUCGCCGUCGGUGAUUUUCAUCGACGAGCUCGACGCCAUCGGCGCGCGCAGAGGCGCGGGUCUGAACGAGGAACGAGACCAGACCCUGAACCAGAUGCUCGUGGAGAUGGACGGCUUCAACAAGCCCGGCGGCGUGCUCGUGCUCGCGGCGACGAACCGCGCGGAGGCGUUGGACCCCGCGUUGCUUCGCCCCGGCCGGCUCACGCGUCGCGUCUUCGUCGGCCCGCCGGAUUACGCCGGUCGCGCGCAGAUCCUC